AUGGGUUCGCUUCACGAGAAUGACUGUAAGCCGGUAGGCUCCUACCCACCUUCGGGUAUCGACGUCCUCAUCGUCGGCACGGGGCUUGCAGGGCUAACGGCCUCCAUCGAAUGCGUGCGCAAGGGCCACAACGUACGGGUUCUCGAGCGACAUGAUGACAUAAACACAGCAGGCGACAUGUACUUUAUGGGCCACAGCGCUACUAAGUUCUUCCGCCACUGGCCCGAGCUAUCGAAGGAGUAUGAGGAGAUAUCGAUGAAUAACGCGUGGAUCGAGACCUUCAAGCACGAUGGAGAACGGGUCAUCACGCCGCUGAAGGUCUCAGAACGCCUCCGCCAAGCGGGCAUGGACCCCAACACCCCGCCAGGCGCCUUUCAGAUGCGCCCGCUCAUCUACCGGAUGUACAUGAACGAAGUGAGCAGGCUCGGGAUUAAGAUCGAUUUCGGCCAGCGUGUCGUCGACUACUGGGAAGACGAGUCGCGUCAGAAAGCCGGCGUCGUGACGGACAAGGGCGACAGAUUCGAGGCCGACAUCGUCAUCGCGGCCGACGGCGUGGGAUCCAAGUGUCAGAAGCUGGUAGGCGGUCAGGUCAGGGCGAUGAGUGCGGGUAGAGCCAUGUGGCGCGCUGCCUUCCCAAUUCAUCACCUCGACAAAAACCCCGAGCUGAAAGCUUUCCUCAAAUUCGGCGGUCCCAAUGAGGACGAGCCAAUAGUGAGGACUUGGCUUGGACCGGGAACGUAUGCGAUGGUUCUGGUUCGCAAAGAGACUUGUGUGUGGAUUAUGAACCACGAGAUUACUGGUUCGGAAAAAGAGAGCUGGGUUCACACUGUCGAAUGGCCUGAUGUCCUCAGUAACAUGGACAAAGGCCUAGGCGACCAUCCAUGGGAUCCCAGGAUUAAGGCGCUCGUGAAGGUGAUACCGCCCAAGACAAUUGUCAACUUCGAAUUGUUCUGGCGUAACCCGCAACCAUCGUGGGCAUCCAAGGGUGCGCGCGUUGUCCUCAUGGGCGACGCCGCGCAUUCUUUCCUGCCUGCCUCUGGCAACGGCGCGACACAGGCGAUCGAAGAUGCCGUCUCCUUAGCCAGCUGCCUGCAAAUCGGCGGAAAACAGAAUGUGCCUGAAGCGGUUCGCACUCACGUACGUUUCCGCUUCAUCCGCUGCUCGUGCGCGCAGAAGAUGGGCUUCUCCAAUGCCGAGCUGUUGCAACACCCCGACUGGUCUAAGGUUAAGGUGAACCCGAAGUUGGCGCAGCCGAAGCUGCCGAGCUGGAUCUGGAAACACGAUCCCGAGCAGUACGCGUAUGAGAAUUACGCGAAGAUGGCUGAGACGAUUAAGAAGGGGAUCCCAUUCGACCAGGUCGACUCGGUUCCGCCUAACUACCCGCCCGGCUAUAAGUACAAGUCCUGGAACAUCGACGACAUGCAGAGGGAGGUCGACGAAGGCACCGUCGACAUGGGAGGCGGGAACUGGGAUUAA
Annulohypoxylon maeteangense is the source of this 1476-nucleotide messenger RNA. RefSeq names its product FAD/NAD(P)-binding domain-containing protein. Gene Ontology annotation, biological process: secondary metabolite biosynthetic process. The coding region runs from base 1 to 1476 and encodes 491 amino acids. Gene Ontology annotation, molecular function: FAD binding; monooxygenase activity. The record is from RefSeq and is a predicted model, not a curated record. The transcript is spliced from 4 exons. NCBI's taxonomy places the organism in Eukaryota, Fungi, Ascomycota, Sordariomycetes, Xylariales, Hypoxylaceae.